Messenger RNA from Aplosporella prunicola CBS 121167, 796 nucleotides. RefSeq lists its product as uncharacterized. The record is from RefSeq and is a predicted model, not a curated record. Lineage: Eukaryota; Fungi; Ascomycota; Dothideomycetes; Botryosphaeriales; Aplosporellaceae. Bases 78 to 731 code for a protein of 217 amino acids. Gene Ontology annotation, molecular function: oxidoreductase activity. The transcript is spliced from 2 exons.
CCUUUUUGUCUUUGACAGUCUUCGAACGUACAGAGUCUUAAAGACUAACCUCAGCAAUCGUGGCUCUCAAACGUGCAAUGACGCAUUACAGGAUCGACAUUGUGUCCGACACAGUAUGCCCCUGGUGCCUGGUCGGCAAGAAGCGCCUCGAAAGCGCCAUUAGCCAGCACAAGGCCGUCUACCCCAGCGACACUUUUGCGACGACUUGGUGUCCUUUCUACCUGGAUCCCACCGCGCCCGUUCCCGGCGAGGAUAAGCAGACGCGCUACGAACGCAAACUUGGCGCGCAGCGCACAGCUAUGAUUCAGGAGCGGCUCGCGCAGGUUGGCCGGGAAAACGGCAUCAACUUCAAAUUCGGAGGGCGCACCGGCAACACGCGCGACUCUCAUCGACUGAUCCAAUUGGGGAAAACCAAAAGUCCAGAGCUUCAGACCCGCGUCGUUGAAGAACUUUUUGCUGCUUACUUUGAGAACGAAAAGGACAUUACCGACCAUGCAAUUCUGCGGAGCGCUGCGGUUAAUGCUGGCUUGGAAGAGGCUGAAGUAAACGAGUGGCUGAGUACUGAUAAGGGAGGAAAAGAGGUCGAUGAGGAGGUGGCGAAGGCACAGAUGCGAUUCAUCUCCGGUGUCCCCAACUUCACGAUCCAAGGAAAAUACCAGAUUGGGGGCGCUGAGGAGUCAGCGACAUUCUUGGAGACUUUUCAACAGAUCAAGAAGUCGGAGUCCUCGUAGAUACAGCCGAGACUGGUUGCAACAUUAGGCCAGACAGAAAAUUCCAAUUGUCAAGAAAAGGCGCU